Messenger RNA from Xenopus laevis (African clawed frog), 712 nucleotides. RefSeq names its product ubiquitin conjugating enzyme E2 C S homeolog (gene ube2c.S). Gene Ontology annotation, molecular function: ubiquitin conjugating enzyme activity; ligase activity. The record is from RefSeq and is marked provisional. NCBI's taxonomy places the organism in Eukaryota, Metazoa, Chordata, Amphibia, Anura, Pipidae. The transcript has 6 exons. Bases 73 to 612 code for a protein of 179 amino acids.
GGAAGAGGAAGCGCCAGGGAAAGUUGAAUACAGUGCAACGUACAGGGUCGGUUUUGUCUUGUUUAUAUACCAAUGGCUUCCCAGAAUGUAGAUCCAGCUGCGGCCAGCUCCGCGACUGCAAGGAAAGGACAAGAGUCCGGGACCUCGGCUGCUCGUGGCUCUGUGGGAAAGAGGUUACAGCAGGAGCUGAUGACCUUAAUGAUGUCUGGCAAUAAGGGCAUUUCUGCAUUUCCAGAAUCUGAUAACCUGUUUAAGUGGAUUGGAACAAUUGAUGGAGCAGUUGGCACUGUAUAUGAGAACCUGAGGUAUAAACUGUCCCUGGAAUUCCCUAGUGGAUACCCUUACAAUGCUCCCACUGUGAAAUUUGUCACCCCAUGCUUCCAUCCAAAUGUAGAUAGUCAUGGAAACAUCUGUCUUGACAUCCUGAAAGACAAAUGGUCCGCACUAUAUGAUGUCCGAACUAUUCUUUUGUCAUUACAGAGCCUGCUGGGAGAACCCAAUAAUGAAAGUCCCUUGAACCCACAUGCAGCAGAGUUGUGGAAGAAUCAGACCGCUUAUAAGAAACACCUCCAUGAGCAAUACCAGAAGCAAGUCAGAGAAAAAGAAAUCUGAUCUACCCCUCCAGUCCUAUUUGCAUGUUGUGCUGUACAUGUAUGCUGUAAUAUAUGCUUAACUUAAUACAAGUUUGUACAAAUAAAGCUGUUUUAUCGUU